AUGGCUGCGCGUUGCAACACGCCUAGUGUCAACCUCUUAUCCCUCCUCCUCCUCCUCUCCGGCGCCCUCCUCGUCGCCGCCGCCGGCAACUCUGCCAAGGACGCCUGCGACAAGGCGCCGGACCCGCAGUUCUGCGUGGCCUUCCUGGCGGGCAUCCCGGAGAGCAGGACGGUGGACGCGCGUGGUCUGGCGGAGCUGGGCAUCCGCGCCGCGGCCAAGAUCGGCGCCGCGGAGGGCACGGCCGCGCGCACCCAGCUGAACCUGGUCACCGUCAAGGGCCCGCAGUGGCAGUGCAUGGACUCGUGUGUCGCCGACGUCGAGGAGGCCGUCUCCCACCUCGACGUCGACAGGGGCAAGGGCGGCGUCACCGCCAUGGACGACGCCAAGUUCAACGACGCGCGCGACUACGUGGAGAGCGCCGAGAAGGACGGGCUGACGUGGAACUGCGACCUGUGCCGGGAUGGCCUCACGGCGCCCGUCAAGACCGGGCUGCUACCGAAAGGCAACGAGUUCGAGAAGAUCAUGGGGGCCAUCACCGCCCUCAUCAAGCGGGCCGGCGGGAGCGCCGCGCCGGCGCCGGCGCCCAGCCCUUCCUGAACUCGCCGCGAGAAAUAAUAAUACUUCUUGGUGUUCUUUUUUCUGUUCGACCAAGUUUUCUUUGCUAGCUAGUGUAUGCUCAUGUUGAUCGGUGCUUGCUUUAGUUUACAUCAUCUAUUAGCUCUGUGAUCUCCUUUUGUCAUUAUUGAUAUAUUGUCUGGUGCUUGCCAA
This is a messenger RNA of Hordeum vulgare subsp. vulgare (domesticated barley), 768 nucleotides long. RefSeq lists its product as uncharacterized. NCBI's taxonomy places the organism in Eukaryota, Viridiplantae, Streptophyta, Magnoliopsida, Poales, Poaceae. Bases 1 to 597 code for a protein of 198 amino acids. Gene Ontology annotation, biological process: negative regulation of catalytic activity. The record is from RefSeq and is a predicted model, not a curated record. The transcript has a single exon. Gene Ontology annotation, molecular function: enzyme inhibitor activity.